UACAUGUUCAGGUACUAGCUGCAACAAACUGCUACGCUUCCUGUCAACUGGACAGUGAAAUUGAAUCGUCGGUUAUUUCUGGUUUGUUGUGGAGUUACGUCGACGACAACUCUGAACCACCGUCCGAACAUAAUCCGCAUUAAAAUAUUGUUGAUGCAGUGUUAACAGCAUUUAAUGCCCACUUGUCAGUUUUCACUAGCAAAUUCCGAAGUAAAGGCUACGCAGAAAGGACGGGGAGAAAGGUGACACUCGUGAGAAGGCUCUCCAUUGCGUUAACAGCUAAAGGAAUCGGACAUCAUUCAUUCGGGUUGCUCAGUAGAUUGCAAUGACAGAUUCAAAUGGGGAUGGAAAGUUGGAGGUGAAACAGGCCAGUAAAGAAGUGAAGGAGAGCGAGAAUGUGGCUGAAAAAUACUCCGCGAUGACAGUCAAGAACACCGACAUGAACGUGGGCGAACUGUCCGCAGCAUUUACUGCAGUCCCCACUCACAAAUCUGUCAAGAAGCAGAUCCAGUUUGCCAACCAGGAGGACAAACAGGAGUUCAGCAAGUUCCCCACCAAGGCAGGCCGGCGCUCGCUGUCCCGCUCCAUCUCCCAGUCUUCAACGGACAGCUACAGCUCAGCGGCCUCCUACACGGACAGCUCUGAUGAUGAGUCUUCUCCGCGGGACAAGAACCAGGUCAACUCCAAGGGCAGCAGUGACUUCUGUGUGAAAAACAUCAAGCAGGCGGAGUUUGGCCGCCGUGAAAUAGAGAUCGCAGAGCAAGACAUGUCUGCCCUGAUGGCGCUGAGGAAGCGAGCCCAGGGGGAGAAGCCUCUGGCUGGGGCCAAAAUAGUCGGCUGUACCCACAUCACAGCUCAGACGGCCGUCCUCGUGGAGACCCUGGUUGCCCUGGGAGCUCAGUGCCGCUGGACCGCGUGUAACAUCUACUCCACUCAGAACGAGGUGGCCGCUGCCCUGGCCGAGUCAGGUGUUGCAGUGUUUGCAUGGAAGGGGGAGUCUGAAGAUGACUUCUGGUGGUGCAUCGAUCGUUGUGUUAACACCGAGGGCUGGCAAGCAAAUAUGAUCCUGGAUGAUGGUGGGGACCUGACGCACUGGGUUUAUAAGAAGUACCCAAAUGUUUUCAAGAAGACCCAGGGCAUUGUGGAGGAGAGCGUCACCGGGGUCCACAGGCUGUACCAGCUGUCCAAGGCAGGGAAACUGUGUGUUCCUGCCAUGAAUGUGAAUGACUCAGUCACCAAGCAAAAAUUUGACAACCUCUACUGUUGCCGGGAGUCCAUAUUGGAUGGCCUGAAGAGGACCACUGACGUGAUGUUCGGUGGAAAACAAGUGGUGGUCUGUGGCUACGGAGAGGUGGGGAAGGGAUGCUGCAUGGCACUGAAAGCCCUUGGAGCCAUCGUCUGCAUUACAGAGAUAGACCCCAUAUGUGCCUUGCAGGCCUGCAUGGACGGUUUUCGGGUAGUCAAGCUGAAUGAAGUCAUUCGCCAAAUGGACAUGGUCAUCACAUGCACAGGAAAUAAGAACGUAGUGACCAGGGAUUACCUGGACCGUAUGAAGAACGGCUGCAUUGUGUGCAACAUGGGUCACUCCAACACAGAGAUUGACGUGGCUAGCUUGAGGACACCUGAACUGACGUGGGAAAGGGUUCGUUCCCAGGUGGACCAUGUUAUCUGGCCUGAUGGCAAGAGGGUCAUCCUGCUAGCAGAGGGCCGGCUCCUGAACCUCAGUUGUUCCACCGUUCCCUCAUUCGUGCUGUCCAUCACAGCCACCACUCAGGCUUUGGCUCUGAUAGAACUGUACAAUGCUCCAGAGGGCCGAUACAAACAAGAUGUCUACCUACUGCCCAAAAAGAUGGAUGAAUAUGUGGCCAGCUUGCAUCUUCCUAACUUCGAUGCCCACCUGACGGAGUUGUCAGACGAGCAGGCAAAGUACAUGGGUCUGAAUAAGAACGGCCCAUUCAAGCCUAAUUACUACCGGUAUUAAUGCCUGCCACAUGUCAGUCUCAACACAGCCUAGCAACAUUUAGCCGCCACUCUCCUGUACUACACAUUCAAGUACGAUAGCUCAGUUACCAGCGACCAAACAACAUUUCAACAUUGAUAUCAGUGCACACAGUGAAAAAUGAAUUCACAAAUAAAUCACCAAGCAAGGUGUUUACUCCCCCCUACUGGUGAUAUAUGGAACCCAUGUGCCCUGAUGUUUAACAUUCAAUUCAGACUUAGGGAUGUACAUGUAGUAUUUCACUAAAUAUGAAGGACAUUUAUUUGGAUAGCUGAUAGAACACUGAUGUACUCAUGAAGUUUUAUUUUCACAAUUACAGAUAUUAACAAGAGGGAAUGCCAGAGAGCAAGAGGAAAUCAGUAGUCUUCAAAGUUCUGAAGUAACUUUUUUUAUUGCUAUAAUUUUAAUCAAGUCUAAUCUACUAGUCAACAUUUCUAUCCUUAAGGUAGGCUACUAUUAUGUAUUCAAUUAUACCUAUAGGUAUUGUGACCAAUAAAACUUCCUUAAUUCCCUAGUCAUAAAAUAUGUCUUAAAUCAUGUCUUAAUGUUUUCUAUUGUUGAUUACUUUUUUUAUUAUCAAAUAAGUACUUAUUGAUCAUAGUCCAUUUACGGAAUUAUUCAAAACAGUGCCAAAUCCUGGCCACAUGAUCCGAACAGAAUGUAUCCUGUGUGUGAUUUCAUUUCUUUUGAUGCGUUGCACAAACAGUUUUCAAGAAUUACUUAGAUAAUUAUCAAUUAUUAAGGAAAUCUCCCAAUCAGAAACAUUUAAUGCACUGAAGGACCCUCUGUCUAUAUGUAUUAGAAUGUUGACCUGUACUUCUGUGUUACAUGUGUAAAAUGAAAAUGUAUAGUGGAUAUAAUAAUUUCUACUUAGCUUCUAUUUUAGAAACAAGUCACGCUAUUUGUGUAAGCUUUACUCAGCUCAGGAGUGCAUGGAGCACAGACCUAGAUGUAAUAGUAUUCCCUGGACCUGGAAGGUUCUCUCUAUAGCUGGAUUUAACACUCUCAUCACUGACCACACAUUACACUCUGCCAUUAACACUCCAUAUUUCAGCACUGCAUUAUAAAUUAUAUUUUUUUCAUUCCAUAAGUUUUCAAUUUGCCUUAUUUAGAGGAAAUGACACACGGUCAUAAGCUUCACUUUUGGUUCCUCUCAUAGCAGGUGUGCCUUCCAAGGCACUUUGUGAUCAGAUCCAAAUGCCUCAACUGUUCUGUAAAAACAUAUGGAAAUCAGAGAAGCAUACAUGGCAUGUCACUCACAUGAUUAUUUAUCUAUCUAACCAAUUUGAAUAGCUGUGUGACCUGUAACUUGUUGAGUAUUUGAAAACUGGCUGAUUGCACACAUUUUUACAUUUUUAUUUUCACGUUUCAUGUACAUUAAUAAUCCAUGGCAGGACCUCUCGAUCACUCCUCUUCCUUGACCCUUUAAGAACCUAUUUUUUGUGGAUGUACACUUGUACAAAAAUGCCAGCUGGCUUGAAGGAAAUAUCACUGUGAAUUUCAACAUGGGAAAGCAUUAACGUACGUGUUGAUUUUCUUGAUCAGUAAGAUAUGCAUCUGGACACCUCUAGUCUUUCCCAUGGCCAUUGAUUUUGUUCUUCUCACUGUGUAACGUUAUCCGCAGCAUAUGUGUUGUAUUUAAAAUGUAACGACUUAAUUGCUGUUUUAGUGCAAAUAUUUGCAUCACAAUAAAUAAAGUCACGCCAA
This is a messenger RNA of Alosa alosa (allis shad), 3706 nucleotides long. It is a transcript of the gene ahcyl1, whose product is annotated as adenosylhomocysteinase-like 1. Gene Ontology annotation, biological process: L-methionine cycle. The transcript has 16 exons. NCBI's taxonomy places the organism in Eukaryota, Metazoa, Chordata, Actinopteri, Clupeiformes, Clupeidae. The record is from RefSeq and is a predicted model, not a curated record. Gene Ontology annotation, cellular component: cytosol. The coding region runs from base 326 to 1981 and encodes 551 amino acids.